This is a messenger RNA of Asparagus officinalis (garden asparagus), 2245 nucleotides long. Its product is annotated as GTPase Der. Lineage: Eukaryota; Viridiplantae; Streptophyta; Magnoliopsida; Asparagales; Asparagaceae. The transcript is spliced from 12 exons. Gene Ontology annotation, molecular function: GTP binding. The record is from RefSeq and is a predicted model, not a curated record. Gene Ontology annotation, cellular component: chloroplast. The coding region runs from base 42 to 2012 and encodes 656 amino acids.
UAAAAUAGGAAACUUUCUAUCCUGGUUCUACUCAUGCUCCGAUGGCUUCAGCUCCCGCUUCUCUCAAUUUCGCCUCAAUCCCAUCUAACCCAAUCCAAACCCCUCCCCGCCUCCCCAAAACCCUCCUCCUCUCUCUAACCCUCCACAGAGCCCCAAGCCCCCUCCUUUCCUCUCACUCGCCCUUCACUCUCCGACGAAAUUUCAAGCAUUUUGCUGUCAAUUCUGCCCUCAGGGAGGGCGAGGGUAAGGAAUCCGAGGUGGAAGGGAGUGAGGAGGAGGAGGAGGAGGAUGAAGAUCUGCUUGAUUUUGAAUCGAUGGAAGAGGAGGCGAGGGAUGUUGUUAGAGAUUACUCCCUCUCUUUGUCUCGUCAACUGGGGAUAGAGGAUGGAACGCGUGAGAAAAAUGAAACUCGCAAGAAGCAAAAGCGCCAAAGAACUCCGAGCGGUGGUGUAAGUAUGUCUUCAGCUGUCCCUGACCAUCUUCUUCCAAAGGUCACAAUAGUUGGACGACCAAAUGUUGGCAAAUCAGCAUUAUUCAACCGUCUUGUUGGGGGAAACAGGGCUAUUGUUGUUGAUGAACCUGGCGUUACUAGAGAUCGAUUGUAUGGAAGAUCUUUUUGGGGUGAUUGUCAUUUUAUGGUAGUAGAUACUGGGGGCGUCAUGACUUUUUCCAAGUCUCAGGAUGAUGUUAUGGAAGAACUAGCAAUUACAACUACAGUUGGUAUGGAUGGGAUUCCUCUUGCCACAAGGGAAGCAGCUGUUGCAAGGAUGCCAUCAAUGAUAGAGAGACAAGCUGCUGCUGCUGUUGAAGAAGCAGCUGUUAUUAUAUUCCUAGUGGAUGGCCAGGCAGGACUAAUGGCUGCUGACGUGGAAAUUGCAGAUUGGUUGCGAAAAAGUCAUUCUGAUAAAUGCAUCAUCCUUGCCGUGAACAAAUGUGAGUCUCCACGUAAAGGACUAAUGCAAGCGUCAGAAUUUUGGUCCUUAGGGUUGUCUCCUAUGCCGAUAUCCGCCAUUUCGGGCACUGGAACUGGAGAGCUUCUCGAUCUUGUUUGUGCGGACCUGAAUAAAAUUGAGGCUCCGCAGGACACUGAAAAGUAUGGAGAAGAACAAGAAGAAAGCUAUGUGCCUUCUAUUGCUAUUGUCGGUAGGCCAAAUGUCGGAAAAAGUAGCAUAUUGAAUGCAUUGGUUGGUGAAGACAGAACAAUUGUUAGUCCAAUCAGUGGAACAACUCGUGAUGCAAUUGAUACUGAAUUUACUGGUCCAGAUGGGCAGAAGUUCAAACUAAUUGAUACUGCUGGCAUUCGCCGUAGAGCAGCAGUAGCUUCAGCUGGUAGCACCACCGAGGCCUUAUCAGUGAACCGAGCAUUUCGUGCAAUACGUCGCUCAGAUGUAGUAGCUCUUGUUAUUGAAGCUAUGGCCUGCAUUACAGAACAGGAUUACAAAAUCGCGGAGAGAAUUGAGAAAGAAGGAAAAGGAUGUGUUAUUGUUGUAAACAAAUGGGAUACAAUACCAAGCAAAAAACAAGAGACGACAACAUAUUAUGAACAAGAUGUCAGAGAGAAGCUCCGACUCCUUAAUUGGGCACCAAUUGUUUAUUCAACUGCAAUAACCGGUCAAAGUGUUGAAAAGAUUAUAAAUGCUGCCAGUAUGGUUGAAAAAGAGAGAUCUAGGCGGCUUGGUACAUCCAUACUGAAUCAAGUCGUACAAGAAGCAGUGGCCUUCAAACCUCCACCAAGGACAAGAGGUGGCAAGAGAGGGCGUGUUUAUUUUAGUACCCAGGCUGCCAUUCGCCCUCCAACAUUUGUUUUCUUUGUUAAUGAUGCGAAGCUUUUCCCUGAGACAUACCGACGUUACAUGGAAAAGCAACUAAGGUCUAAUGCUGGUUUUCCUGGUACGCCAAUCCGUCUUCUAUGGCGCAGCAGAAAGAAAACAGACAGAGAGGGUAAAGGUGUGGAUAUAAAAAAACAAGCUUCUUCGGAUCGAAAUACUGGCAAGUUGGCCCUUGCAAUCUGAUUCUAGUUAUAUGUCCGCGAACAGCAUCAAGAUCAACAACGUAGAGUGCCUUUCCUCGAGAAUGUUUUUGUACACAACUGUAACUUCAUCAGUACUACUGCCAAAAAGAAUCAAUAUAGUUAGGGUGAUGACAUUUUGAGAUACUGUUAUGAAUGCAUGCUAAGAGUCCUGUGUACAAAUGAUUUGAAGUAGUGAGUUUAGAAUCAUGCCAGAACAAUAAUGGAGUUUUGAAA